Molecule: messenger RNA, 1185 nt
Organism: Phaeodactylum tricornutum CCAP 1055/1
Lineage: Eukaryota; Bacillariophyta; Bacillariophyceae; Surirellales; Neidiaceae
Exons: 1
Coding region: 1-1185 (394 amino acids)
Biological process (GO): mitotic cell cycle phase transition; regulation of cyclin-dependent protein serine/threonine kinase activity
Cellular component (GO): nucleus; cyclin-dependent protein kinase holoenzyme complex; cytoplasm
Molecular function (GO): cyclin-dependent protein serine/threonine kinase regulator activity
Source: RefSeq, a predicted model, not a curated record
AUGCCUCCUGCCUGUGAAUAUGCCCCUCCAAAGACUCUCAAGGGUGCUCCUGUGCCAAAGUAUGAGGCAGUCAGUCCAGCAAGAGACCUCGAACACUCAACUUGUCACCUUUCACAAAUCCUUCAAGUUGAAUCAAAGUCAUAUCUUCCUGUGGAAAACUAUGUUGCUCACUUGUCUGAAAAGUUUUUCGAUUUUUGGCAAGUGCGCUUCGAUUUUGCGCAUUGGUACUACGACAUUGCCAAGGAUUUCCAAUACGAAGGCGAAAUCGUCAUUAUUGCACUGAGCUACUUCGACCGGUACAUGGCGCUGACCACAAAGGAAGAUCAAUACACUCCCAUGGAAAAUGAGCUGCAAGUGCUUGCUUUGACUUGCCUAUUUGUAGCAAUCAAAACCUUUUGUGACGCAACAGACGAGACAGAGUGUCUCGCAUCGAUUGCCGCCAUCGGGCGGUUCCAAAUGGAGGAAAUUGAAAAAGCAGAACUGUCCAUUUUGAAUAUGCUGGAGUGGAGAAUAAAUGUUCCUUCGACUUUUCGGUUCAUUGAGACGUUCGUUCGCUUAUUUCCCGAAUGGAAUGAUCAGUCAACCAAGUUUGCAUCUCGAGAACUUGUCCGCGGUUCCAUCUACAACAGUAGCUGCAUAUUUGCCACAGUUUUGGCUAUGGAUGGGACUUUGGUUUUCAAUUAUCGGUCGUCGGAACUUGCUUUCGCUUCCAUCGUCUGCGCUAUGUAUGCGCUGGAACGUCACAUUCGUAUGCGGAGCGAUGCCAAAUUCUAUUUCCUAGAAUUGCUCCGAGAACUUACGGGAUGGACUCCUACCAGCGACUUUGUGGGGGAUGCUUACGACACGUUGGUGACAUUGUUACCGUCCAUGGUUGGUGGCGAAUGCAAGCUCGACCCCUUUUUGAUCCAGCCCAUGCCAGACGACUACUUUCAUGAUGACUACGACUUUAAUGCGAUCAUCUAUCGAGCCGAGGACAUUCGGACUGUCGAUACAACGGUUCCAAAGCUGCUAAUGCUAGACAGUGAGGGCGAGCAGAAAAACGAGCCGUCUACGGAUGUCGAGGCUGGAGAAAUAUGGUAUGAAACAAUCCAUAGAACAAAUUCGAGAAGCAGGAAGAACACCCAACUAUCAAGAUUAUGGUCGGCUCUCUUUCGCCGAAAGAUUCGAAGCCGCCUACCGCAGUAA